Gadus macrocephalus (Pacific cod) is the source of this 516-nucleotide messenger RNA. RefSeq lists its product as uncharacterized. Lineage: Eukaryota; Metazoa; Chordata; Actinopteri; Gadiformes; Gadidae. The coding region runs from base 36 to 434 and encodes 132 amino acids. The transcript has 2 exons. The record is from RefSeq and is a predicted model, not a curated record.
GCAGUGUGGCUGGAUCGCCUACAGAUAUCAGAAACAUGGUUGCCCUCACUUCCUCCUGCUCCCUUGUCCUCGUCCUGUUGUCCCUGGGGCCGCUGACUGCGGUCGCAGCCCAGCUCAGGGUGUUCAACAUCCGAGCGAGUGGCCUGCCCUCAGACCUUCUUGGAAUCACCGAUGGCUACGUGGAGGUGUCCUGCGGCCCUACUUACCUGGGCGAAACAUCUGUCCGGCACAACGAUGCCAAUCCCUGGUGGGACGAGGAGUUCAGGGACUCCAGCGCCCUGCCCAACGACGUGCUGAGGCUGACGGUCCAUGACCACGACACUUUCCUCGACGACCUCCUCGGGACCUGCCAGCGGCCCAUCAAAGUGGGCACUCACUCCCACGACUGCUUUCUGGAGGAAGGCACCCUCAGCUACUCCUACACCCUCGCCUGAGUGUAGGAGUCUCAAGGCAGACCGCCACACUGUGAUUGUUAUGCCGUUGAUCUUUAAAAAUAAAAUCUAUCUCGAAUAGCAA